CAAAAACAACUCUCAACCCUUGAGCCUUCUGGAUCCAAACAACAUUUUUGGUUUUCCUUCUUUCUCUCUCUUCCUCUCACCCCCAAACCACCCUCUGUCUCAGGUGACGUCAUGUCGGCCACCGCCGCCACCACCCCCACCACUCCCACCGCCGCCACCGCCAUUGACCGCCGCACCUACUGGUGCCACGAGUGCGACAUGAGCGUCACCCUCUCCCCGUCCUCCUCCUCCUCCCCCACCCUCCUCUGUCCCCACUGCCACAGCGACUUCCUCGAAGAAAUGGACUCGCCCAACCCCAAUCCCAACCCCAACCCCAACCCCACCGCCCCCAACUUCUCCUUCCAUUCCGAAAACUUCCUCCUCGACAGCCCCUACCUCCACCGCCUCAUUCACCACCUCACCCAUCCCUCCGACACCAACAACGACGGAAAUGACAGCAGCGACCUCCCCCCUCCUCGCUACCUCAAUCCCAAUUCCGUCGCCGCCUCAAGGGCUUCCCUCGAAGCCCUCCCUACCUUCAAAAUCACUCCCUCCUUCCUCCAACUCGAUCCCAUUUUGUUCUGUGCCGUCUGCAAGGAUCAGUUCGUCGUCGACGUUGAAGCCAAGCGGCUUCCCUGCAACCAUAUCUACCAUUCUGAUUGUAUUCUCCCCUGGCUCUCGCAGCAGAAUUCGUGUCCGCUGUGUCGGUUUCGGCUCCCCACGGAUGAGGGUGAGGAUUCGGGGGAUGCGGGGGCGACCGUCACGAUGACCUUUGGGGAUUUGAUGGAGGACCAUGAGCUGUUUGGGCUGGGGAGUACUUUGAGGCACAUUGCCCGGAGGAAUAGGCUGGUCUUUCCGGCCUUGUCUGCGGAGGGGCAGGCGCAGGCACAGGCGCAGGCACAGGGUGAAAGUCUAGGGCCUGAUAACAGUGUGGAGACUGUUUCCAGCUGGCCUCGUCAGGUUUUGGUUGGCGGCGGUGGCGGCGGUGGUGGUGAUGCAGAUUUUGGGGCCGGUGCUGUGGCGAAUGAGGAUGCUGAUGCUAUGAUGCCUGAAGUUAGGGUAUCGGGUUCUGUUUCGGCUUCAUCUUGAGGUAAUGUAUAGCUGACUGUUACAUGGACUCUGAGGGGUAUUUUAUCACCAUACCUCGUCUAAUGAAGUGUAAAUCUACAGAGGAAGGCGGUCUAAUAACCCAAUGUUAUGUGUGAUCUGUAUUCUCUCUCUGUUGUUUUCUGCAGCAAUGGGGAAGGAACUCUUUGCUUUGUAAUAUUGCUCUUGUGAACUAGUUUCUAUCAUGUUUUUGGUUAAUAAAUUUCCAAGGUCAAGCUGCUUUCGCCCCC
This is a messenger RNA of Vitis riparia (riverbank grape), 1316 nucleotides long. Its product is annotated as E3 ubiquitin-protein ligase RING1-like. The transcript has 2 exons. Gene Ontology annotation, cellular component: cytoplasm. Gene Ontology annotation, molecular function: ubiquitin protein ligase activity. Bases 112 to 1068 code for a protein of 318 amino acids. Gene Ontology annotation, biological process: protein ubiquitination. NCBI's taxonomy places the organism in Eukaryota, Viridiplantae, Streptophyta, Magnoliopsida, Vitales, Vitaceae. The record is from RefSeq and is a predicted model, not a curated record.